AUGGCCUACGCCUACGAGCCAGUCAGCAUGUCAAGCAUAACUACCCCACAACACGAUUGUCAGUCGCAGUUGAUGGUAUACGAAGGAGGCCAUACCUUACUGGCCAUAUGUGUGCGUAGCACGUGGACACUGCACCAAGAGAGCAAACUUUGCGCGUGCCACAAAAGUCUCAAACCGAAGGCUAUGACUCAGCUUUUUCGUCUCGUGUUCUUGCCGCACUACACGGCUUCGCUCACUCUCACAUUAUGUUGGCCACUUGAUCGCUUCCAGGCCAUGUCGCCGUUGUUGUUGAUGUCACACUCUUACGUUUAUAGUCUGUGUACGUCGACAGAUCAGCCACAUGAUUGUACGGCGAUGAAUACCAAGGAGUGA
This is a messenger RNA of Sparassis crispa, 372 nucleotides long. RefSeq lists its product as hypothetical. NCBI's taxonomy places the organism in Eukaryota, Fungi, Basidiomycota, Agaricomycetes, Polyporales, Sparassidaceae. The record is from RefSeq and is a predicted model, not a curated record. Bases 1 to 372 code for a protein of 123 amino acids. The transcript is spliced from 3 exons.